Mya arenaria is the source of this 2553-nucleotide messenger RNA. RefSeq lists its product as uncharacterized. Lineage: Eukaryota; Metazoa; Mollusca; Bivalvia; Myida; Myidae. Gene Ontology annotation, biological process: proteolysis. The record is from RefSeq and is a predicted model, not a curated record. The transcript has a single exon. Gene Ontology annotation, molecular function: aspartic-type endopeptidase activity. The coding region runs from base 1 to 2553 and encodes 850 amino acids.
AUGUCGUCCAAAACGUACAUAAAGGCUGUACGGACGAGGUUCAGGAACAGCCUUAAGAAGGAAAUUCAGAAAGGCAUGGAAUUAUCAAGAAAAGAUAUAGAGGAAAUCGAUUUAAACGAAGAAAUAACGAACACAAAAAAGUGUAUUAAAAUGCUAAAAGCAUAUCGCGAAAAGUUAGAAUGCCAAUGUGAAAAAUAUGUUGGAGUAUUAGAAGACUCUGAAGGAGAAACAGUAGAACAAAUAUUGAACGAGGACUAUACUAUCUGUGAUGAAGCAACUGAAUGUUCUAUGGUAUUGGAGAAUUAUCUGGAAGAAAUGGAAUCUGCAAGGAAACGUGUUUCCAAGGAAACGGCGACCCGUGAAGAACAGGUUAGUACCAUUACACAUCAAAUGCAAUCUUUUAUGAUCGAACAGAGUACACAUCAGCAAGAAUUUGUAGAACGGCAAAGUCAACAGCAAAUAGAGUUCUUAGAAAAACAAGUUCGAGAACAACACGAGGUUUUAGACAAACUUUCUAAAUCAAAGUCGCCAUCAAUGUCAGUUAAAUUGCCAAAAUUGGAACUUAAGUGUUUCAAUGGUGAUAAAUUAAAGUGGUCAGAAUUCUGGGAUGCCUUUGAGUGUACGGUUCACAUAAAUGAGAAACUGUCAGACGUUGAAAAAUUCAGUUAUCUCCAGACAAAGCUAGUCGGUGAAGCAAAAGCAGCAAUAUCCGGAUUGUCUCUCUGUAACAAAAAUUACCGAAUUGCCGUAAACCUGUUGCAAGAGAGAUUCGGAAAGAAACAAGAAAUCAUAGAUAUUCAUUAUCACAAGCUGAUGAAUAUUGUUCCGCCCUACUGCAAGACCGAGAGUUUGCGACUCUUUCUUGACACAGUUGAAAAACAUAUGCGGAGCCUAGAAGUAUUAGGUGAAAACAUUGAUCAAAACAUGUUUGUUUCAAUGGUUAAAUCGAAAAUUCCAACGGACGUACUCUUGCACCUGGAGGUACAGAAAGGCUCAGGAAACGAAUGGAGCGCUAAAACACUCCGACAGCGAUUACGAGAUUACAUAAUUGCUCGUGAACACGCUGAACAAAGCAACCAACAAGAGCCUGCAAACAAAAUGAAACAGAAAAUUGACUUUCAAAGUGGCAACAAUUUUGAAAUUAAAAGCGCAAGGCCAACGAAAAUGUUUGGUCAGAAGCCAGUCUCCGCUGGAAAGCACAUCUCGGCGGAGUCCCUAAUCUCUGGAGACAGCAAAAACAGUGUUUAUGCAAACAAGUGCAGAUACUGUACGAACUCUCAUUGGAGUGAUGAAUGUACGAAAUACAAAACGAUUCCAGAAAGAAAACGCUUGCUGAAAGGUGCAUGCUACAAGUGUCUGAAAGUUGGACACAAAACUGAUAAGUGUAAGGCUAGAAAACUGUGUGUACAUUGUGGUGAAAAGGAUGUUCAUCACAGAAGUCUUUGUCCCGCCAAAUUUAGUGUACACAUUCCCACAAGACGAGCAGAAAGUGCGAACGUUUCAGAAGAACUUGUGUCUGAAAAUAAUGAUGUACAUCACGAAAAUGUUCUCGUGUCAUCUGGUGAGGUUGUCCUCAUGCAGACUGCAAGAACAGAGGCAAAAUGUCCUACAAGUGAAAACAGCCGCCAGAUUAGACUCCUCCUAGAUUCGGGGUCACAAAGGACAUAUGUGACGGAGCGCCUGGCGGAGCAGCUUGACCUCGUUAGAGGAGAAAUGCAAGAAAUAAAACUAGUCACGUUUGGUAGUAAUAAAGCAAAAGUGAUCAAAACGCCGACUACCAAAUUGAGUCUGAAGCUGACCAAUGGGAAAUAUCUGAGCAUAACUGCUAAUAUUGUGCCUGACAUCACAGGGACAAUAGAAAGGAAAGCUGUACAUCUGUCUCACUCUGAGAACAUACAGCACAUCCUGAGCAGUGUUGACCUGGCGGACACCAUUCCUACCACAAAUGAAUACUCUACCAUAAACUUGUUGGUGGGAAACGACUACUACCUUGACGUUGUCCUGCCACAGAGGAUAGAGAUACAGCCUGGUUUGUACCUUCUAAGUUCCAAAUUUGGUUGGUUACUUACCGGUCGCAUCAAUGAACCCUGUGAAGAGGAAGCUGAAAAGAAUGACAUUGGAAUGCUCAUACUUACCUAUGGGACCGAUGCUUAUAGAAUAACAAACUCAAAUGUGUUCUCUUCAGUGGAUAGUGAUGUUCCAAAGAAGCCCGAUCUCGAGGAUUUCUGGGCAAUUGAAUCUAUCGGGAUACUUGACGACCCUAGACAAAAUGAUGACGAAACUGCCAUGGCCAAAUUCAAAGAGACUAUACAGUUCAAAGACAGUCGUUAUCAAGUUACCUGGCCAUGGAAGGAAGAAAAUCCCGAUCUCCCUGUCAAUCGCGGAUUAGCUCUUGGUAGGCUGAAAUCUACAGCAUCGAGAAUGCAAGGGAGACCAGAGCUACUGAAACAGUACGACUCCGUUAUACAGGAUCAGCUAUCAAAAGGAGUUAUUGAAAAGGUGAGUGGAAAUAGUAUCACACUAUCAAACACUAUCUUCCACACCAUGCAGUAG